AUGGAAGUGGUGUGUGGUGCUGGAGAGCCCGUGUGUGCUGGGGGCCACAUCACCAAGACCCUGGGCUACCUGGAGCUGGGCACCUCCGGGCUCCUAAAGGAUGUCCCUUACGGCAGACUGAAGCCCCCAGCGCUCGAUGCUGGGAGGCUGAUUCCAGCCGAGCUCCCCCGGGGCGCGGGGACCCCCUCGGGUGCGGCGCGGAGCCCCUGGGACUGGCAGAAGAACCAAACCGCCGGGGAGCUGCUGGGCGGCCGUGCCCGGCGCAAGCCGGCGCUCAAGUCCGGGCGCACCAAGAAGAUCUUCGGCUGGGGAGAUUUCUACUUCAACAUCAAGACGCUCAAGUUCAGCCUGCUGGUGACCGGCAAGAUCGUCGACCACAUCAACGGCACCUUCAGCGUCUACUUCCGCCACAACUCCUCCAGCCUGGGCAACGUCUCGGUCAGCAUCGUGCCUCCCUCCAAAGCCGUGGGGUUCGAGGUGCUGGUGCCCGGCCCCCUGGUGCCCCUCCCGCCCCCCCAGCAGAGCACCCUGCCCGAGGGGCGCCCGGCCAAGGCCCUCAACUGCCACGUGGAGUACGAGAAGACCAACCGGGCACGCAAGAACAAGCCUUGCCUGUACGACCCCUCCAAGGUCUGCUUCACGGAGCACACGCAGAGCCACGCCGCCUGGCUCUGCGCCAAGCCCUUCAAGGUCAUCUGCAUCUUCAUCUCCUUCCUCAGCAUCGACUACAAGCUGGUGCAGAAGGUCUGUCCCGACUACAACUUCCAGCACGACCACCCUUACUUUGGCUGA
This is a messenger RNA of Indicator indicator, 792 nucleotides long. It is a transcript of the gene NXPH4, whose product is annotated as neurexophilin 4. NCBI's taxonomy places the organism in Eukaryota, Metazoa, Chordata, Aves, Piciformes, Indicatoridae. Bases 1 to 792 code for a protein of 263 amino acids. Gene Ontology annotation, molecular function: signaling receptor binding. The record is from RefSeq and is a predicted model, not a curated record. The transcript is spliced from 2 exons.